AUGAAUGUUCUAACGCCAUUACUUCUGCUUUCUCGUUUGACAUCAGUUAAACUGAUCAUUGUGCACCACACUCCACCCGACAAAUGCGAUUUCAAUGCAACCGUAUUGCCCACACAGAAAUAUCACUUCACCAACGAUAAUUGGCCGGACACCUACGACAUGGGUGUCAAUUGCCGAUGGACGUUUAACUGUGUUGAGGGUUACGCUUGUCGAUUGCAAUGCCGUGAUGUUGGUCUGCCUGCUACUCUCGGGUGUUACAUGGACAGGCUGCUGGUCUCCACUACGAGUGAUAAGACGUUAGGUGCCCGCGUGUUCUGCGGUCGAGAGCCUAUAAACAUCAGAUCUUCUGGCACCAUGAUUACUAUGAAAUUGAUAACGAGCCGAUUUAGUCCAGGAGGAAGAUUCAGGUGUACCAUUACAACUGAAAAGUGGAGACAGCCAAUGAAAUAUGCCACAGUAGUGCCUCUCCCUAUGAAACUGCAUAGAAUAAAGUACAACAUAGAAAAAGGCACGAAAAGUCGAAUAAAUUGGCGUAUGGUUUGA
This is a messenger RNA of Arctia plantaginis, 543 nucleotides long. NCBI's taxonomy places the organism in Eukaryota, Metazoa, Arthropoda, Insecta, Lepidoptera, Erebidae. The record is from the annotation of a GenBank genome assembly.